Molecule: messenger RNA, 1155 nt
Organism: Eimeria mitis
Lineage: Eukaryota; Apicomplexa; Conoidasida; Eucoccidiorida; Eimeriidae
Exons: 6
Coding region: 1-1155 (384 amino acids)
Source: RefSeq, a predicted model, not a curated record
AUGAAGACAGCAGCAGCAGCAGCAGGAAGCAACGCAGCAUCCACUGGUUCCCGCCACCUGCUGCCGCCGCAGCAGCAACAGCAGCAGCAGCAGCAGCAGCUUUUUGUUGCUGGGUCUAGCCGGAGCCCUUCUCCCAACCCUCCUGCUGCUGCUGCUGCUGCUGCUGGUGGUGCUGCAGCAGGAGCUGGUGGUGGAGGCAAGGGUACUGGGGGUAGCGCAGCAGGCGCCGGUGCAGCAGCAGCAGCAGCGGCAGCAGCAGCAGCAGCAGCAGCAGCAAAUGCUGCACUGGUGCUGCAGCAGGAGCUGGUGGUGGAGGCAAGGGGCGCAGCAAACGCAACCCCACCAACAAACACCAUCAGCAGCAGCAGCAGCAGCAGCAGCAGCAGCACAAGCACUACCAGCACCAGCAGCAGCAGCAGCAGCAGCAGCAGCAGCAGGAGCCACCCAAAGACUGGCGGGCAGUGGCUUGCGGUGUCGCUACACCCCAUCAGCUGCCCUACCCCCUGGGACUGCGGCAAGCAGCAGCUGCUGCUGCAGCACCAAAAGGCAUCAGCAGCAGUUCGCUCCCUUCAGGCCGCGCUGUUUACUGCUGGGCGGGGGCCCCCCCCCCCGCCCCCCUGCGCCUAUGCUGCUGAGCGGCUGCUGCUGCUGAGCUGUCUUUGCUGCUGCUGCAUGCCGACAGAAGCCACGCCCCCGCAGCAGCAGCAGCAGCAGCAGCAGCAGCAGCAGCAGGAGGGGGGGGGAGAGCUGCCUGCUUCGCUCGUACACUUGGUUGCUGCUGCUUGUCUGCUGGAACAAGAACCCGCAAACCUUAAUAUGGCGCUACAGCUGGCUACUUUGUUGGCUCUGCGGCCGCAGCAGCGGCAGCUGCUGCGUCCUUUGCUGCUGCAGCAGCUGCAGCAGCAGCAGCAGCAUCUCGAUGUGAUGAUGAGAGAAACAACCGACAACAAAGAAAGACAGCUGCAGCAGCAAACAGCAGCACAAGUUGCUGCGCUGCUGUCUUCGCUGCAGCGCCGCGGCACUGCAGCAGCAGCAGCAACAGCAACAACAACUGCAGCAGCAGCAGCAGCAGCAACACAUCCCUCAGCAAGGGGUACUCCUGCUGCUGCAGCAGCAGCAGCAGCAGCAGCAGCAGCAGCAGCCAGAAAAAAUUAA